Tarenaya hassleriana is the source of this 1219-nucleotide messenger RNA. Its product is annotated as agamous-like MADS-box protein AGL16. The record is from RefSeq and is a predicted model, not a curated record. Bases 184 to 900 code for a protein of 238 amino acids. Gene Ontology annotation, biological process: positive regulation of transcription by RNA polymerase II. Lineage: Eukaryota; Viridiplantae; Streptophyta; Magnoliopsida; Brassicales; Cleomaceae. Gene Ontology annotation, molecular function: RNA polymerase II cis-regulatory region sequence-specific DNA binding; DNA-binding transcription factor activity, RNA polymerase II-specific; protein dimerization activity. The transcript is spliced from 8 exons. Gene Ontology annotation, cellular component: nucleus.
UCCCAAAUGCAUCUCUCUCUCUCUCUUCUCUCUCUCUCUCCACAAAGUUAAAACGACAUCUCUGUUCCUCUGAUCCUUCGCCGUUUUGUAUGUUCUCUUUUUCCUCGACUUCUGGACGGGCAAAGUCUCCGCACUCUCUCCAAUCUCUGUCACUUUCUCGCGAAUCCGCGAUUGAGAGCAAUAAUGGGAAGGGGAAAGAUAGUGAUUCGGAGGAUCGAUAACUCAACGAGUCGACAAGUGACGUUCUCCAAGAGGAGGAGUGGCUUGUUAAAGAAGGCGAAGGAGCUUGCGAUCCUCUGCGACGCGGAGGUCGGAAUCAUCGUCUUCUCCAGCACCGGCAAGCUCUACGAUUUCUCCAGCUCCAGCAUGAAAUCGAUAAUCGAGCGAUACGGUGACACAAAAGGGGAUAGCGAAAGCGACACAGUAUCCGAAAUCAAGUUCUGGCAGAGGGAAGCAGCAAUUCUGAGGCAACAGCUACAUAACUUGCAAGAAAACCAUCGGAAAAUGAUGGGAGAAGAGCUUUCUGGGCUAAGUAUAAAAGAUUUACAGAGCUUGGAAAGCCAGCUUGAAUUGAGUCUUCGAGGGGUACGAAUGAAAAAGGAUCAGAUUUUGAUGGAUGAAAUAGAAGAACUGAACCGAAAGGAGAAUCUCAUGCACCAAGAAAAUCUAGAACUCCACAAGGAACUAAACCUAAUGCGCCGAGAGAAUAAGGAACUACAGAAAAAGGUUUCAGUGCUGGGGGGUUCCGAUAGUGCAAAAAGGAAUUCCCUUCUCACAAAUGGUCUAGACAUAAGAGAUGACUCAACAGAACCUGUCCAUCUUCACCUCAGCCUACCACGGCACGUGCAAGCACCAGCCGCAGGGGCUACCAAACCCGGAUACUUUUCUUUCAUCACAUAGAGCAUACUCAAUGUGUACGUGGUAUGCAUUGACACCUGCAACUCUUCAGAAUCUCAUCCUCCUUGAUUUAACUGCAGCAGAUUGCCACUGCAUUAUAAAAGAAAGCAUGAUCAAAAAGUAAAUCCAUUUGUAUCAACAUUACUAAUGUGGAUUCCAAUGUCCUCUGUGGCCAAUACAUUACUCAUUUGAAAAAAGAACUUCCUUAAUUUGCCAUUCAACGUGUAUUUGAUGGUCGAGGAGGGUUUUUUUUUCUCAGAGAACAAAAAAUAGAAACUGUAAAAACAUUGGAAACCAUUAAAUCUCAUUCCGGUUUGGGUCA